Molecule: messenger RNA, 3719 nt
Organism: Parasteatoda tepidariorum (common house spider)
Lineage: Eukaryota; Metazoa; Arthropoda; Arachnida; Araneae; Theridiidae
Gene: ifc
Product: delta4-sphingolipid-FADS-like protein ifc
Biological process (GO): ceramide biosynthetic process
Cellular component (GO): membrane
Molecular function (GO): sphingolipid delta-4 desaturase activity
Source: RefSeq, a predicted model, not a curated record
GACCUCUGUUGGUCGUUUUCUCCACGUGCUGACAUUCCAUACUUCUGUAGUUGUCAUUCUAGAGAACGAGAUUUUUUCUUUAUGGCCGGUGGAAGGGAGUGAAAAAUUGUUUAUGUCGAAACAAAUUUUUUUAUUAUCAUUCUUUUUAUAUUCUACCACUGUCACUCCCUUAUCAGCUUGAAUUUUAUAACUCAUCGAUUUCACUUAUUCUGUCAGAAAAAUUAAGAUGGGUGCCAAAGUGUCAAGAGCCGAUUUUGAAUGGGUUUAUACAGAUGAACCUCAUGCGACUCGACGAAAAGAAAUAUUAAAAAAACAUCCUGAAAUAAAAGAAUUAAUGGGAUAUGAUCCAAUGUUCAAAUAUGUUGUUGCAGGGAUGGUAUUGGUACAAAUAAUAUCAUUCUGGCUUCUCAAAGACGCAUCUUUUUUCACACUAUUUAUUGCUGCUUACUGUUUUGGUGGAGUGAUCAACCAUUCGUUGGGAUUAGCUGUCCAUGAAAUUUCUCACAACUUAGCAUUUGGUCAUUCCAGGUUAAUGGCAAACAGAAUUUUUGGAAUGUUUGCUAACCUUCCCAUUGGUGUGCCUAUGUCAAUUUCAUUCAAGAAAUAUCACUUAGAACAUCAUAAAUACCAAGGAGAUGAAAAACUAGAUACUGAUCUUCCCACCCAAUUGGAGGCACAGCUUUUUUGUACAACCUAUACCAAAUUUCUAUGGGUACUAUUGCAGCCUUUCUUUUACACUUUAAGGGCAUUCUUUGUGUACCCAAAACCUCCUUCUUCACUUGAAAUUAUAAAUCUCAUUGUCCAGCUUAUUUUUGAUGCUAUUGUAGCUUAUUUUUGUGGUAUUAGAAUGGUGGGAUAUAUGAUUGGUGGAACAAUUUUGGCCAUGGGAUUGCAUCCAGUUGCUGGUCAUUUUAUUUCUGAACAUUAUAUGUUCAAGAAAGGUUUUGAAACAUACUCUUAUUAUGGUGGUCUAAAUUUCAUUACUUUUAAUGUUGGAUAUCAUAUGGAACAUCACGAUUUUCCUAGUAUUCCUGGCUCAAGAUUACCCAUGGUGAAAAAAAUUGCCGGAGAAUAUUAUGACCAUUUGCCGCAGCAUAACUCUUGGACAAAAGUUUUAUUUGAUUUUAUCACAGAUCCUGCUAUUGGUCCAUAUGCCAGAGUUAAGCGACAGCACAAGCCAAGGGGAGAGUGAUCUUUAAAGCAUGCCUAGUGAUAAACAAAUUUUUUUUUGGACUUUGCUAUUAUAUUAAAUGUAUCUACAAUUGCUGCAUGUAUAUUUUUGUUGUUUAGAGCUUAUCAUUCUAAGCCACUGAAAAUUAAAACAUUUUUAACACUUUUAAGAGUUGCCUGUAAAUAUAAUUAUCAAAUUCUGUAAUAUAUAUUUAACAAAUUUUUCAAACAUAUAUUUUUCUUAGCUUUGUUUGUUAAAACUUAUUGCUCAAGUUUAAAUUCUGUAGAUUUCUAUUUUUUUUCCUUAUGAAGAUAUAUUUCUUGUUUACAUAGUUGUAAUUUCAUUAUAAAAGAAAGUAUUAUAAUGGUUUUUUCUUUUUGUUAUAGUAUGUUUUCAAAUUAGAAUUAUAAGUUUAAGAAUGUAAUUAGCAUGUAGUUGCUUUCUCAAAAUGUUAUCAAAUUAUGUUUUAUGAAUUGAAAGGUACGAAAUGAUUAUAUAAUGUACUUUUAGAAGCUAUUCUGAUUUUUACUGUUACUGAAGGAGUCACAUGAUUGUCUUUGGGUAAAAAUUGAAUCUUUCUGUGUAUUUAAUAUAUUUGAAUGAUUUUAUUAAUAGUCACCCUCAAUAUUUUGAAAAAAAGGUGUAAACUAAAAGUUUCAGUCUUUGGAAUAAUGUUUAAUUAUUCACUAUUUUUUUAAAGAUAAUGAAAAAACUUUUGAUUUGUAAAACAAUAAGAAAAAACUUUUGAUUCUGAAAAAAACUUGCUCCAAAAAUAUAUUUUAAAAGGUGUGCUGUUUGCUGCAUCUAUAUUAGAGUGCAUAUGAAAAAAUUUUAAUAGCUGUGGUUAUGUAUUUCAAAAAAAUCAAUGCUCAACAAUUGUGUGUAAAACAAGUGAUAAAAGUUUGUAAAUUUCUCAUGUUUUUGAGGAAUGUGGUAGGUUUUUACUAAAAUUCGCUAUUUAUUUUCUUAUAUAUUUUUUAAAGGAAAUGAGUUAGUAAAACUGACUCAAAUUUAUUAAGACUAUUAUCCUGUUUAUACAUAAAAUUAAAGCUUUAAUUAAAUUUUUGUUCAAAUCACUACAUUUUGUGUAUUCACCCAUAUACUGAGCUCUUCACCUCAAUCACAUUUACAAAACUAAGUCUUAUAAUAUAAGUUUUUGUGUGCUCAAAAUUAAACAAUUGUGCACGCGAGGCACAAAAUUAGCUUUACCAACAUAACUGGGAAAUUUUCUAGUCAUCUGUAAAUUUUUCAAUGUUUAAUUUUUGCACUUAAAAUCUCAUUGCAAUGAGACUUUGCUCUAUUCCACUAUUCUCAACCCUUUAACUACUGGCAGGUACUACCUACUUGAUUGUUGUUUACUUGCACAGAAAAUUCCUUCUUGCAUUCAAUGAAGGAAAUGAUUGUGAGUGCCAUUUUUGUGUAAAUUCAUCCUGAUGUUAAAUGACCCAAUUAGAAGCUGUAUUUAUGUAGGGGUGUCUGGAUAUUUUGCUAUUUUUUAUGAUGAUGAUGGUUUUUGAGUGCUGUGAAGUAUCAUUCCCAUGAUCGUAAUAUGUGUAAUGAAUGCAAUGCAUUCUUCUAUUACAUUUUAAUAUUUAAAAUCUAUGUGAUGAUCUCAGAAAUAAUUGAGUUUGCGGGGAUGCCAGCUACGAAAGAUUUUCCUAAUUAAAAUUUUUCUGAGCUACAAAUUUCCAAAUUAAGAUUUUCCAGAGUUUCAUUUUGCUAAACUAACAUUUUCCCUAAGUUAUAGAUUUCCAAAUUAAGAUUUUCUGCACACAUUUGGGAAAUUUUUUGAAAAAUGUAGAAAAACUUAAUUUUUUAAAGAUUAUAUUUAAAAAGAAAAAAUGUGUAGGGCAUUAUUUUUACUUACCCAUUUUGCAAUUUAAAAACUAACCGUUGUGUUUUAUUGUAUCGGUAAUUCUAUUUAUUCAGUAAUUACAUUAGCAAUAGUCUUAUAAAUUCUGAUUUUUAAAUUGAGUAUUUUGGAGCCAAAUUUGUUAUAAUAUAAAUCAUUUUACUACAAAAGUUGAAAAUUAUCUUUCAAUUAUAUUAAAAUUAUCUUUGUUACUAUGUAAAAGCACCAGAUCUGUGGUGAAACAUUAUAACAAGUUGGUAUCCCUGAGAUUGAUAAAUGAUCUUUUGUUGUUGGGCACCGUUCGCUGUGUAACACAGUUCAGCCAAGAUUUUAAAAUUUAAUAGUGCUGAAUUUUUUUUAAUAUUUCACUUUAAAAUGUUGUAAAUUUGUUUUUAUCUAUUGAUUUAUGUUAUGAAGGUGCAACUUUUCUGCUCAUUUUAUCAUCUAGAUCUCAGCAUUUCAGUUCAAAUAUUUAGUUGUGUAAAAUAAUUUGUUUGAAUCUCCUAUUUGUAUUCUUAUUCUUGCAGCUUUUCUUUUAUAUUUCUUUUUAUCCAUUCCUCUUUCUCAGAUGCACGUUAAUCAGGAAAUGUGGUAAAAGAAGUAAAGUUUUAUGUUUGUGUGCUAAGUUUAUUACUGUCUUAGAUUAUGAUUAUUCAUUUAAAUACUAUAAAAAAUAAAGGCUAUUGUAAAAUUGUA